ACCUGCACGGGUGUUCGAACAGCUGUCGCCAUGUUGUCUGUUGCCGCCCGCUCCGGGCCGUUCGCGCCUGUCCUGUCAGCCACAUCCCGCGGGGUGGCGGGAGCGCUGCGACCCCUGGUGCAGGCCGCGGUGCCCGCCACCCCGGAGUCGACCGUGCUGGACGUGAAGCGACCCUUCCUAUGCCGAGAGUCGCUCAGUGGCCAGGCCGUGAACCGGGCUUUGGUCGCCUCUGUGGGCCUCAACGUCCCUGCUUCUGUUCGUUAUUCCCACACAGAUGUUAAGGUGCCUGACUUCUCUGACUACCGUCGCACUGAAGUUUUAGAUAGCACGAAGUCUUCUAAAGAGAGCAGCGAAGCUAGAAAAGGCUUCUCCUAUUUGGUAACUGCAACUACUACUGUUGGUGUUGCAUAUGCUGCUAAGAAUGUAGUCUCUCAGUUUGUUUCCAGCAUGAGUGCUUCUGCUGAUGUAUUGGCCAUGUCAAAAAUCGAAAUCAAGUUGUCCGAUAUUCCAGAAGGCAAGAACAUGGCUUUCAAAUGGAGAGGCAAACCCCUUUUUGUGCGCCAUAGAACCAAGAAGGAGAUCGACCAGGAAGCUGCAGUUGAAGUGUCCCAGUUGAGGGACCCACAGCAUGAUUUAGAGAGAGUAAAGAAACCUGAAUGGGUUAUCCUGAUAGGUGUUUGCACUCAUCUUGGCUGUGUACCCAUUGCAAAUGCAGGAGAUUUUGGUGGCUAUUAUUGCCCUUGCCAUGGGUCACACUAUGAUGCAUCUGGCAGGAUCAGGAAGGGGCCUGCGCCUCUUAACCUUGAAGUACCCUUUUAUGAGUUCACCAGUGAUGAUGUAGUGGUUGUUGGUUAAAUACUUGACUCAAGGUCUAGCCUUUUUUUAGUCUUCAUGUCCCCUGAGAAGCAUUGUGAGAGCAAGCCUUGUGUACUUCCAAGUUGAUUUAAAAUAUUCAAGAAUUGUUAAUAAUGUAUUUGCAAACAUUAAUGUGAAGUAAAUUGAAUUGUUAGUUACCAUCAAACAUUCAUUUAAUAAAGUCACUGUUAAAAUUAA
Jaculus jaculus (lesser Egyptian jerboa) is the source of this 1053-nucleotide messenger RNA. Its product is annotated as cytochrome b-c1 complex subunit Rieske, mitochondrial. Gene Ontology annotation, cellular component: membrane. Gene Ontology annotation, biological process: mitochondrial electron transport, ubiquinol to cytochrome c. The record is from RefSeq and is a predicted model, not a curated record. NCBI's taxonomy places the organism in Eukaryota, Metazoa, Chordata, Mammalia, Rodentia, Dipodidae. The transcript has 2 exons. Gene Ontology annotation, molecular function: quinol-cytochrome-c reductase activity; 2 iron, 2 sulfur cluster binding. Bases 31 to 855 code for a protein of 274 amino acids.